GCGCACGCGCAGACACACCUGCGCAUGCGCGUUAUCAAAGUCUGUGCAGUAGCGCCGGGGGUGCGUGAGCAGGCUCCAGCACCGCAGCGGGCACCACAGCGAAGGAGCGGCCCAGGCUGCUCCUCCUCCUCCUCGCGCAUCCCCGCCCUCGGGGUCUCCCGUACGCGGCGCCGCCGGCCGGCUCCCCUCCCGCCUCCAUCCCGGCGGAGGUGACAGGAGCCCGGGGGAGCCGGCUCGGUCUCGUCGCCAUGGCCGGGUCGCAGCUGCCGCUGGAGGACGAGGAGUCGCCGCUGCCUCUCGAGGACGCGGAGCUGGCGCUGGCCGGGAUCAACAUGCUGCUGAACAACGGCUUCCGCGAGUCCGACCAGCUCUUCAGGAAAUACCGAAACCACAGUCCGUUAAUGAGUUUUGGGGCCAGUUUUGUCAGUUUUUUGAAUGCCAUGAUGACAUUUGAAGAAGAAAAAAUGCAGUUGGCUUGUGAUGAUUUAAAAGCCACAGAAAAACUGUGUGAGAGUGAAGAAGCUGGAGUUAUAGAAACAAUCAAGAAUAAAAUUAAAAGGAAUGCCGAUGGCCGAAAAUCUGCACCAUCCAUGAUGGAUCGACUACAGAGACAGAUAAUUGUAGCAGACUGUCAAGUUUACCUGGCUGUGCUUUCUUUUGUAAAACAGGAAUUGUCAGCAUAUAUAAAAGGUGGGUGGAUCCUUCGAAAAGCCUGGAAAAUUUACAAUAAAUGCUACAUGGACAUUAAUACACUUCAGGAAGUAUAUCAAAAGAAGAUAACUCAGGAAUCCUUGACUUCUGAUGCUGCAAAUGAUAAUCAUAUUGCUGCAGAAGGUUUAACAGAGGAUUCGCUAAACAGACUGAAAGGUGCUGUUAGCUUUGGAUAUGGACUUUUUCAUCUUUGCAUAUCCAUGGUGCCCCCAAACCUGCUCAAAAUCAUCAACCUGCUGGGUUUUCCUGGAGACCGCCUACAGGGGCUUUCAUCACUGAUGUAUGCAAGUGAAAGUAAGGACAUGAAGGCCCCUUUAGCUACAUUAGCUUUGCUGUGGUACCACACAGUAGUUCGUCCCUUUUUUGCUUUGGAUGGCAGCGAUAACAAGGCAGGACUGAAAGAGGCUAAGGAGAUUCUUCUGAAAAAAGAAGCUGCUUAUCCAAAUUCUUCUCUGUUUAUGUUCUUUAAGGGAAGAAUACAACGAUUAGAGUGUCAAAUCAACAGUGCCUUGACCUCCUUUCAUACUGCUUUGGAACUUGCAAUAGAUCAGAGAGAGAUCCAACAUGUCUGCCUAUAUGAAAUUGGCUGGUGCAGCAUGAUAGAAAUGAAUUUCAAAGAUGCAUUUGAAUCCUUUGAAAGGCUUAAAAAUGAAUCAAGAUGGUCCCAGUGCUAUUAUGCCUACCUGACAGCAGUGUGUCAAGGAGCCACUGGUGAUGUGGAUGGUGCGCAGAAUGUAUUCAAGGAAGUUCAGAAGCUUUUCAAAAGAAAAAACAAUCAGAUUGAACAAUUCUCAGUCAAAAAGGCAGACAGAUUUAGGAAGCAGUUACCAACCAAAGAGCUCUGUGUGCUGGCAUCCAUUGAAGUUUUGUAUUUAUGGAAAGCCCUUCCGAACUGUUCCUUUUCUAACUUACAACGUAUGAGCCAAGCUUGUCAUGAGGUUGAUGAUUCAUCUUCUGUUGGUCUGAAGAAUUUGCUUCUUGGUGCCAUACAUAAAUGCUUAGGAAAUUCUGAAGAUGCGGUUCAGUUCUUUCAGCGAGCUGUUAAAGAUGGACUGUGCCGUCAAAACAACUUAUACAUUCAGCCAUAUGCUUGCUAUGAACUCGGCUGUCUUUUGUUAGACAAUCCAGAGACUGUGCCAAGAGGCAAAAUCUUACUUCUCCAGGCAAAGGAGGAAUUCACUGGAUAUGAUUUUGAGAACAGAUUGCAUGUCCGCAUACAUGCAGCCUUAGCCUCUCUGAGGGAAGUGGUUCCACAGUGACAGCCGGGAAGUCUUGACGUAUUCUUUCCCACAGUUUCCGCACUUUAAGAUAAAGCAGAGGUUAAGCUUUUGGGAAGAUUGGCUUUUCUUCUGAAAACCACCUGUGCCAGAGACACUUUCCUAGAAUGUUCAGGGUUGGUGUGACAUAGUAAAGUUUUACAAUCUUAAUCAUUAAAAACAAAAUAAGUCAGCCAGAAAGAGAGGGUUAAGUGAUAUUGUGUUUUAACUCUUUGUUUAGUUUAAACCAACUGAACAUUUGUAGUCUGUGAUCGUAGCCUUACCUGCACAAUAAGCACAUAUCUGAUUUACCACAACAACAUUGGCUCAGUUUUGACAGGUAUCAUUUACCUGUUUAAAUAGUCUAAAGAUGUUUUCUAGGGAGAACAACCUCGUGUUCGAUGAAAAUAAUACAAUAUAAAUAAUUGUUGAAAAUUGUAAGUUUGCAGAGAUGGACAGAACUCUUUUUUUUUCCUUCAAAAGCCGACGAAAAAGAGGGGCACAAAAGAAGAAAAUUGUUCAGUGAGGAUAAUAGCCAGUCUGCUCAUUAUAUUUACUGGGUUAGUCCAAUGUCUUGAUGAUGCAUACUAUGUGUACAUUUUAGAAAACUUCCACCCAUAUUUGUGAUAAAUUAUGAGAGUAUUUAGGCUCUCUGCUUCUGGUAUUUUCCAGCCAAAUACUUUGUUUUUGACAUUUAGUCACUGUAUGCGUCAUUUUAGUUUUGUUCUUAAUGUUCUAAAUGGUGCAUUGGCCUGCUAGGCUAGAUAUUCCAAGAGUUUAGCAAAUCCUUUUCCACUCAGGUUGCUAAAUAUUGUAAGAAAAGGCAGUAGCCUUAAAAAGUAGUUUUUAACCCCCCUUAUUUUUAAGUAAGGUGGUCUUACUGAAUAGUAUCACUUCCCUUACUUCCAUAUAUGGUACUCUAAACCUCAGGUGUUUAAAGUAUUCAUAUACCUCAGUCAGCUUAAGAAUAUUUGCCACAACCAUAUAACAUAGCCAAAUGUGCAGUAAUACUGUAAUCUGUUUUCCUGUCAGUCAGUCACAUUCACUGUCUUUUUAUGUUGUCACAUUCUUUUUAGUAUAAUAUUUUAUCGAGAUAUACAUUUUACUUAUAAAAAAUGUGAAACCUGGCCAGAAUGGUAGUAAAUUCUGUUGCUUUGCAUAACUGUGAUAACCAUUUCCAAGGAAAUCCAGUCAUCAUAAAAGCCUUAUCUUUGCUCUGGCCAGGUUGCUUUAAAUGUUUCCCUAGCUCAAUUUCUCUUUUUUUUUUUUUUCUUUUUCUUUUUUUAAUUUUAUUUUGUGUCUGCAGAAUGUUUCCAAAAUGUAGUAUUUUGCUGACAUCUAACUUGCACUGGUUUGCUUCAGGAGUUGCAUCUCAAAUGAGACCUGAUGUGGAGGGGGGGAAAGUAAUGAUGUAUAUUCACUAGGCAGGGAGAAAAGAUUAGGAUAACAACCUUUGCUUUCUAACUGGAAAUACAGAAUUCCCACUAUUAGGGAUUUGCUUAGGAGCAGUCCAGUCUCCCCUUUUUAUUGCAGUCCAAGAUGGGGAGAAAGACUUUGUGAAUCCUAGAUGCUAUAAUGUAGCUUUAUUGUUUUAUGGUCUAGUUACAGUACAUGUAAUGAACAUGUUUCUCCUUAGAUUUGAUUCAGUAAUACUGAGUCACAAAAUUCUGGCUUUGUGAGUUCAAUCCUUAUUUGAAUUGGUCAAUUCAAACAAGUAUUGGAUAGAAGCGUUAUACUGUAUAUUACUUUGAACCCUGAUUGUGAUUUAAAAGUGAGCUUAAUAUACUUCUUUUUAUUUCUGACUUAUCUGCUUUUUGUUUUUUAAUCAAGGAUAUAGUCCACUUUGGAUAAGUAGCAAAUAGGCAACUUAAUAUUACCCGCAGAUUUCCUGUAGUAUCCCAUUUGCACUGAAUGCAAGAACGCACUGUCCAGGACACACAAUUCCUGCAUCGCUUCGUGUUGAGAUUUGAAGGAUCCAAAUACCCCCAGAUGAAUAGUAGAGACAGUGUGAAAGUCGGCUUACCAAAUGGCCUACUCCUCUCACCAGGCCUGUUGAGUUGGAGUGGUAUGGAAACAGACUUGUCUCACUAUGUACUCCUACAACAUCUCAGCUCUGUCCAAGUUUCAGUUUCUCCAUGGAGUCCAGAAAAUCAUCACUGAAGUGGAACUGUUUCUGUAUUUUUUCUCCCCUCGUAGGAGAAUCUCCUUAUUUGUAAAUGUCAGUUAUUUUUUAUAUUAGAUUAUGCCUGUGAUGAGAACAAUCUCAACUGUAUUUUAUGUAACUUGAAUAAGUUUUUAUACUUUAGAGCUCGGAGGCGUGGUCUAAUAGCAAUAAUGCAAUACGCAUCUUCCUGGUGAAUAUGUUUAAGAUUUUAUCUUUAUUGGGUCAGGUAUUUUUUGGUUGUUGACACAGUUUUUAUCUGAUUAUGGCUCAUUUCAAGUAAAUAACUAGAAUUUUUAGAUGUCACCAAAAAUAAGAAUAUUUAUUGUGGUGUACUGUACAUGUCAUUAACUUACAGAAAUUGCACUUUUAUAUUUCUGCUGAGUAAAAUUAAAAGAAAACAUGGACCAGA
Messenger RNA from Chelonia mydas (Green sea turtle), 4540 nucleotides. It is a transcript of the gene TTC39C, whose product is annotated as tetratricopeptide repeat domain 39C. Gene Ontology annotation, biological process: otolith morphogenesis; cilium assembly. Bases 249 to 1970 code for a protein of 573 amino acids. The transcript is spliced from 14 exons. Gene Ontology annotation, molecular function: protein binding. Lineage: Eukaryota; Metazoa; Chordata; Testudines; Cheloniidae. The record is from RefSeq and is a predicted model, not a curated record.